UCCGGAAUCAACUCCAUAAUUUCAUUGUGAAUGAUGUCGGAAGCUCUAUCUGCAAGGGAGGACCGGAUUAUCUCAGAAUCUUUGACUGUCAGACAAGUUCCGACUCCCCAAGACCUCGGGCUGUCUGUUAUUGAGAUGUUCGAAGUGCAACAGACAGUAGAAACGAUCCUCUUGCGGGACUUUCAUCGAAUAGCAUUGCAGUUCCCUGACGAGUAUCUCCCAUACUCGGUCCCUGUCUUCCAGUCUCUGAGUUCCAAGCUGCCAAAUCGUGAUCUAUAUGUGCUAGCGGAUACUUCCCAUGGCAGCUGUUGUGUGGAUGAAGUUUCCGCACAACAUGUGGACGCAGAUGCAGUGGUCCAUUAUGGUCAUGCUUGUCUCUCUCCAACCUCUCGCAUCCCCACAAUCUAUGUAUUUGGCAAGCUGGCCAUCGACGUACAGCAUUGCGCCACUUCACUACUCGAGUGCUGUCAUGCUCUAUUUCAAACAGACGCACAGGCAAUUGGGACAAUAUUUCUGAUGUAUAAUGUAGCGUUUGCAUAUCGGGCAGACGCCGUCUGUAGUGCUAUCCAGUCGCGACUCCCCGAAGGCCCGCGGGUCCAGAUGUCGCCGUCCCCGCCUGAUUUGGUCCCUCCGUCGGCUCAACAUUCCCCAGAGAACAUCUUCGGAAAUUCCCCUGGUGAGGCUAUUGGUUCUUUCCGUCACAAUCGAGUCCCCGGCGACCUAGAGCCCUCCAGAAGUGUUAUCUUCUACGUUGGGGGAGAGAGUAUGGCGCUGACAAAUAUUCUUCUCAUGAAUUCAUCCUUUGAUAUCUACUCCUAUGACCCAGAACGGGGAUCCGCCCGCUUAGAGACAGGGAGUAACCGCAUCUUGAUGCGGCGAUACGCCAUAAUUCAGAGAGCUCGUGAUGCAGACGUUUUUGGCAUCUUGGUUGGGACACUGGGUGUUUCUCUCUAUCUUCCCCUAAUAGCGAAACUGCGCCGAGUACUCCGUCUUCACCACAAAAAGUCCUACACUCUCAGUGUAGGAAAAUUGAACCCGGCAAAGCUUGCAAACUUUAUGGAGAUAGAAUGCUUCAUUUAUGUGGCGUGCCCUGAGAAUAGUAUUGUAGACGCGAAGGAUUUCCUCAGGCCAAUCAUCACUCCUUACGAAUUAGAUCUCGCGCUCCAAAAUGAGGUAGUUUGGCCCAUUAAGUAUGCGCUAGACUUUGACCAGGUACUUGGUGGAGGCUUUGCAAAUAUGGACACGUCAGAUGAGGUCGGCGGUCGUGAUCCGAUUGGUGAAGAAGACGCUCCACGUUUUUCACUGGUUAGUGGAGAGUAUCGACAUGCUAAGCGUUACAGGGAUCAGGGUGCGUGUCUACAUCACCCAUUUACGUGCGAUUGUUCAUUAUUUCAUCUUUCAUUCGCAGAGCAAUUGGGGGAAAGUAAAGCUUUGAUACUACGUGGGGUGGUCGGCCCAAUUUCCGAUGUCCUGGCCGGUUCAACAACCUCUUUCCUCCAAACUAGGACGUAUCAGGGUCUGAGCACUUCCAGCGGAGUAAUUGAGCGGAGUGUGCUGGAGCAAGGCCGGAGUGGUACCGCUCAAGGGUACAAUGAACUAGUUGGAGAUAAUGAUGUAAAUAUGAAGAUCUCAUAUUAUUCAUAGCCCCGAAUUUCAGAUACGAAAAUGCAGAGAUGUAGGUGACCUAGGGGGAAAUGCAACAGCUCCAAUCAAGG
Cantharellus anzutake is the source of this 1715-nucleotide messenger RNA. Its product is annotated as putative diphthamide synthesis protein-domain-containing protein. The coding region runs from base 31 to 1644 and encodes 537 amino acids. Gene Ontology annotation, biological process: protein histidyl modification to diphthamide. The transcript is spliced from 10 exons. Lineage: Eukaryota; Fungi; Basidiomycota; Agaricomycetes; Cantharellales; Hydnaceae. Gene Ontology annotation, molecular function: 2-(3-amino-3-carboxypropyl)histidine synthase activity. The record is from RefSeq and is a predicted model, not a curated record.